Messenger RNA from Microbotryum saponariae, 9694 nucleotides. Lineage: Eukaryota; Fungi; Basidiomycota; Microbotryomycetes; Microbotryales; Microbotryaceae. The record is from the annotation of a GenBank genome assembly.
AUGAGUACUCGAGAGUGGAACAACAUCUUGACUUUGAUCGAGUCGGACAAGAUCAAGGAUCGCGUCGAGGGCGUCUCGCUCGUGCGCGGCUACCUCGGCUCGCGCACCAACUUCAACGCGCUUGAUGCCCACCCGAACCACUCGUGGACCGACAGCUUGCAAAGCUUGUUCGGCCUCGUCAUCAAGGAACGCAACAUCGUUGUCGUCAAACCCACGUCCGUCGGCGAAAAACGUCUCGAGGAUGCGGCCAUGCUCGUCGCUUGGUUCGCCGACAAAGUCUCGACCAAGCUGCCCAAGAAGGGCGUCAAGAGUUUGCUUGAGCAUUUAACGCAGAUGAUUGCGUCUGUGCCCCAAGGCCAACAGCAGAGCUUCAUGUUGGCGUACUCCAAGGCGCUGAGGUUGCUGCUGGGAAACCAGGCCCACGUCGAGCAUCUCGGCAAGGAGAAAUGGGCCGAAGUCGUUAUGAUUUGCUUCUCCGUCGUGCUCGGCGACAAGGUGCGCCCAGGUCAAAAGUUAACCGACGAAGCGGCGAUUGGGGCCACUGGAGACGGCUUCGAUGACGAUGGCGAAGAGAGUGACGAUCAUCUCCAAGGAUCGAGUCAUGUUCGACAUCGGCGGCGAGGAAUUGGCGGCGGACGGAUGGUCGUGGACGUGAACGAUUACGACGACGACGACGACACGGGGUCAUCGGUACCGACCUCGACUCGAAAGGCCGCUACCGCGCUCGAGAUCGAACUCGUUGGAUGUAUUGAGACCUUGUUCCGGUCGAGGUCGGCUCCCUUUCUCCUCCAUGCCCAGGUUAUUUUUGUCAAAUUCGCUCGUCUGUUCCGUCAGUAUCCGCACGAGACGACGGCGCAUGAAUCAGCCCUCAUCGCGCUCAAUCGGGCAUUCGCCGAGCUGGAUCUCAAUGACCAGUUGAUGAUGGGCCGUCUGGGCGUAAAGCUAUGGUCCCCAGUCUUGUCCCUCUGGGCAACGAAGAACAACACGGUCAAGGAACAAGUUGUCAUGGCUUUGAGGAAACUAUUGCCCUUUGUCCUUCGCGGCGAUCGAGGAUCACACCAAUCUCGCGUCACGGCGCUGUAUGAGUCCGUGCUGACGGAACCGACCAUUCGGACUCGUGAGCUCUUUCGGCUCAAUGUUGACCACCUCCGACUCGUGGUGGGUGGCCCUUCGCUCGAUACAUCCUCGCCGGCGAGGCCAUUUGAAGCACGCACGAUUCAACUCGGACAUGGCUUCACGGAUAAGGAUGCCAACGCCUGGGCGGUGCUCGAGCUUGGUGCCGAUGCGUUGGCCAAGAUCUUCGACGUGGAUGCUGCCGGCUCUGACCAACCUGUGGCCACUCCGUGUCGCAACGGUAAACGACGACGGGUCAGUCGACUCACUAGUACGAAAAAAACUUUCAAACGUGCGCCACAUUGACACUUGUGUUUAUGAAAUUCACUAGGUGGAAGAGCCACUGAGCUGCUUGAUCGACUCACUCGAAGACGCCCGCGAGCCUUCCGCUGCCCUCGCCUUUCGAGCACAGUUAGCGAUGUUCUUCAUCGAACAGCAUCCGGGGCUGUUGAACGCGUACAUGCAUCGACGCAUGGUCACGGCGUUAGGCUCCCUUGUAUCGCAUAAAGACGGCGAUGUGCGCACGUGGGCGAUCCUUGCACUCGCCGCCGCCGCAGCGAUCGAUGCUCCGAUCGAGCAGAUGCCAGCCCACGCUUCGCCUGUCAAGCGCAAGUCGGCAGCACCGACUCUCUGGGAUCCAGUUUGGUCACUUGCCAUCAGAAAUCUUUCUUCGGCUGACGUGGGUCGCGGUUCGGCACAUCUGUGCAACACACUACUGGCAUAUGACCGCGUGGCACGAAUGCUCGUCUCGACAACUCUCGAGAGCUUUUCCAAAGACCUUGACGUCAUCGGACCAAGGUUUCCAAGCGAUGCCGUCUGCGCCUUUCUGAGGUGGUGUCUAGCCCUUUCGACGACCGACACUCGACUUUAUCGACUGCGGUUACCUGAGAGGGUUCUAACGUGGCUCGUGACCGCAUGGAAGCCGUUCGAUGGAUUUUCUCGCGGUCACACCUUUGGUCAAUCGAGGCUACGCUCGGAUCCCUUCUCGCUAUCGGCACUCGUAUCGCUCAUUGCCCGUCUAUGCGACAUCGGCGAGUUUCCGAGUCUUGACAGCGAGGUUGUAAUACCCGAUUGUGCCAUCGCAUCCAUGGUUAUCGACCACUGCGAGACGGCCGUCAUCAGAGACUUCAUCGGUGCCAAAGUUGCCAUCUCGACCGAGGAAUCAACGAAGAGACGCGUGCAGAUUCCAUCAGAUGUGUCGGCAUCGUGCGACGGUGGCGUGGUUUUGGACGUCCAGGAGCUCAGAACGGAGCGUCGCAUAUCUUCUUGGCUGCAAAAGUCGAUGGCCCAUAUUCAGACCGAGACGGAGCAAGGGUCGAACCAGUUUUGGGAUUCCCUGGACUUUGAUCUCACGCGGCGGUACCUCGAGUUUGCGUCAUUCGCUUUGAACGUCGAAUCGCUGUUCUCGCUAUCAAAGUCGAUCGCCCCCAACAGGGCGACGGUUCGAUCUUCGACGAGGAUCCUCGAGCAUCUCGCGCCUUCGCUUGGCAACGCCAAGUGGCGCCCACAUGAGCGAUCGCUUUUGCUUACUGCGCUCGACGGUCUGUUCAUCCCGCUCGACGAAGAUCCCUCAAUUGAAUAUCGGGUACUGCUGGAUCCCGGUCCGGCGAGUGGUAUCGCUUCGCACCUCACCCCUUUCCGAUCGGCGGAGUCUCUGCUUAUCGACUUUACUUCGUUCGAUUCUCGGUUCUUGCGCCACAUGUGGUCCAACGAGAUGGUCCGCGUCGCGCUUGGCGAAAUCGCGUCUGUCUUUCACAUUUUGGUGACUGGGAUCGUAACCUUCACGGAGGGCAGCUCGAGUCAAGCCACUCAGCACUCGACUCAGGCCCUAUCGGCAACGCAGGCUUCCCAACGUCUUCGGGGCAUCGCACAGUCGCAACGUGAGGACGAUUUCGGCGAGGUCAGGAUCGCGAAGCAAGCGAAGGCGAUUCUUGGCCCAUCAAGUGCGAGCCGUUUUGGGAGGGCCUGUAUGCGAGGAUGCAUUAAAGGCCUCGUAUCGGCCGAGAUGGCCAUGACUGGCAGUGCAGGAUCGGUGCGCGUCAACAGCUUGAUCGAGGCGAUCGUCAAUGCCCCGGGCGAGGACGCUAUCACCAUUGCCGAACAGGUGCUCAACGCUGUUCGUGUCGGUGCGAUCGAUUUGAGCCUUUCGCACGCGGAACGAGUUUUGCAGUAUCUCGGCGAAGAGCUCUUGCCCAACUACCAGUUCGCGCGAGACGAAAGGUUCGCUCUCCUCGGGCUCAAGUUCCUGGAAUGCACCGCAACGACAUGGGUCCUUGCCGAGGACGGCGACGCGGCCGAAGCCUUCGGAUCCCGCGCUCGGAUGCUUUGUUCCUGGUACACGGCCAACCUCUACCGACAAGUUCUAUCCUCGUGGCGCGUUCGUUUGCGCUUCCUCGCGUUCCUCGACCUGUACCUCUCUCUCGACCGGACGCAACUGCUGUGGGAUCAAGGAGGGUACGCCAAGCGCUCGGGUGACGGUUUGGCCAUUCUCCCGACGGCAAUCAUCCCCUCCCUGCUGGCCGACGAGGACUUCCGAGUGCGCUUCCGCGCGGCCACCUCGGCACCGGCACUCUUCACCUUUAUGCGCGAGAACGGAUUGGCCGACGAUCCUCUUUUUGCCGACAUCCGCAGCACGCUCGAGAUCAACAUGGCGGAGACGGAACGUGUUCUGACGCAAAUCCUGUCUCAGGCCAACAUCAUGAUUGUCGCAGCGUCGAGACGAAGGGCGCCGUAUCCUCUGUUCCUGCAACAGGCCUCGGAAGCGCCGAACCUGCUGCCUCCCAUCGUUGCGACAUUAGCCGGUGCCGCCAAGAAGAUGGGUCUAGGGGGCUUGCGUGACCUCUACCAGCUCUACGCGCGAUACAACGUCUACAUGCUCGACAAGCAGGGGCGCCUUGGGAAUGUAGGCUCGCUCGCAUAUUCCGUCGCUGGAUAUCCGAGUUUACGCGAAGCUCGCAAAGCCGACUACCAACAGAUUGCGGGUCUUCUUCUCGUCCUCCCCGACGGCGCCGAACCCUUUGACACGCUUUGCGACGUGUUGCAAAAACCGCGAGGCGAGGUCGUGCUGGAUUGCUUCCCGCAGACCAUCGCGCUGCUCGCUCUACGAUACGCUGUCCAGCAGAUCCCUCCCGAUAACCGGAACCCUGUCGGUGCGAUGGAUGGGGCGAUGGCGCUCAUCCGGGCUCUGGCGCGCGAGACGGGUGCCGAGGACGAUCACCAAGUCGAAAAGUUUGUUAUGUCGGUCUCGGACGAGAUCGUGGCGCAAAUCUUGGCUGAGAUGUACGAGCCAGUUUGGACGCAAGACUUGGUCGACCAUGUGCUCAGGCCUGUAGACAAGAAUUUGUGCGCAACGUUCAAACAGCUCGUCGGGCUAUUGGACACUGAAAUCCAGUUGGUCGAGGCGCCGCCACCCCACUAUCAAUUCGUCGACAUCGUGACCACGACGAGGUGGUUCGAGAAGCAAUGUCAUUGCUUCACUAGGCAAGCCUCAAUGUUCCUGGUUGUGCACAAUCUUUUGGCCCGAGUUCAUCGCGCGCCAUUCGUCGACUUGCAGCAGGCGCUUCUCAUUAGCCUCGCCCUCGCUCUCGCCUUUGGUCGUCGCGCGGCGAGGGAUCCACAGAUUCUAGACGCAGUAAUCAACGCCCUCGUGGAUCUAUUGACGCGCCCGGAGCUCCUCAGCGCCGUUUCAAAGAUCAUCGGCUGGUGUUUGUCUCAAUGGAUUGAGAACGCAAAAAGCGUCAAAUCUGCUGGAUCCGCCCUCAGUGCCGUUGCUACCAGGUAGGCGCCCCCUUGCGAUUCUGAAGGUGACAGCAAGCUGAUACUCGCUCGUCCUCUACAGGACGGCCCACGCCUGCCAUCAGAUUCGGAAUUCGGGCACUGCGACCGACGAGGCUCUCGAAGAUUGUGAUAUUCUCUCGACGUUGCUUCUUCGCGUCUUGGAAGCACUCUCCGAACACCAUGCGGCCGGCGCCAACGAAGCGUGUUUACUUUGGCCGACUCAUCUGGCCGAGGUGGAUCGCAUGUCUCUGGAAGCCAUUGGCGCUGUGCUCUGCCAUUCUACGACCACGAUCAGCAAGUUCUCGAUCGCUCAAGCUCUCGCAGAUCGACCCGAUUUUUCUACUUGUCCCGAGCGAGGUCAGAUUCUAUGGCGUUUGUUACGCUCGUUCAAGCCAGCGCAUGUGCCCACGAUGGCGGACUGCGCCGCGUUGGCCGACCUCUUGUUUCAAUGCUCGGGUGAAGCCGACGCACCAGGCUUGGACAAGAUCGCCCCCGCCGACUGUGCUGAAGUGGGCUUGCACGACGAGCCCAUCUUGAAUGACGCCGGCGUCCGCUCACGAAUCCUAUCCGAGGUCAUGCGGACCACGCAGGCCGACGGAACAAGCUCAGUUGAACUCGCCAUUCUAUCGAUCGGCGUGGCGAGAGCGCUUCUCAGCGUCCCAUCCUCUUCUGAGCUAGUGUCAGCGGUGAAAUCGUCGAGUCACGCCGAUUCACUCGUUGCCACCCUCUCAGACUCAGCCGUGACUCAGCCGCAUCGUUCGCGGGCAGUCGAUGCGCGGCAUCUGGCCGAGCUUGAUACGGAUAUGUGGCUUCACGCGGCGCAUGACUUUGAGCCUUGGAUCAAGGAAUUUUCCACACUUCUCGCUGAUAUUCGAGGCAUCGACGAGGCGUUUUACGGCCAGCUCGCGCCUUUGCUUUCGGUAGAUGCCGAUUUCGCUGCGCAGAUCCUCCCCUCGUUGAUGCUGUCCGUGUUGAUCCAGAGCAUUCAGCACGGAGAUGGAAAGCCUCGAGAACAGCUGUCGGUAUAUCUGAAGCACGUGCUCAGCGAUCGAACCACCGACGAACGUUGCGUCUCGUUGGUGGUUACCGCGGCCGUCUUCCUACGGCGCCAUCCUCGACCAGACCUCGGACCCUUGUCUCUGGCGCGAUUCGACCGCUGGCUCGAGGUUCCUUGGAUUCUUCUUGCCGAGAGUGCGGCCCGCACAGGUCAACAUUUCAACGCGCUUCUACUGCUCGAACUUGCUCACGAAUAUGAUCAGCUCUUCCAGAGGCGCGACACCCGGCUCGACUCACGCGGGCAAUCGCUUCUUUACGCCAUCUACUCCGAGAUUGACGAGCCAGAUGGCUUCUAUGGUCGGCAAUCCGAGGAUGUUGUGGUUGCGCUCGAGCGAAGAUACCGCCACGAGAACCGCUGGCGCGAAGCUUUCGCCCUUCAAGGCGCAAUAUACGAGGCCAAUGCUGGUCACGGCAGCUCGGUCUCGAGGGGAGUACUCGACUCACUUGCCUCGUUCGGUUUCAACCGGCUCACCUUGUGCCUCUGGCAACCACAAGCGUCCGAUGGCACUCCGGCAAGCACAGCGGACCCAUCGACCACCCUGUCAUAUGAGCUGGCGUGGAAGACCGACACGUGGGAUCUCCCGGUCGACCGCAAAUUGACUUCGACCUCUCAGGCCGCUCUGUUCUCUACCCUCCGAUCGGUCCACACGGGCCAUGACGACAAGGUCGUGAAUUCGACGGCGACAAGCUCGUUGGAGCGGGAAGUGGGAAAGCUCUCUUGCGUCACUUUGGAUCAGCCUCAGCCAAACUUAGAGGCGAUUUCGACUAUUCUCGCCCUGCGUGAGGUGAAAGCUGCUUCAUUUUUGCAGAGCGCAGAUCGACUUGGCCCCGGCCGCGCACAGGAGUUGGCUUGCUUGCCCUCCACCUUCUCGUGUGUUUGACAUAACUGGGUUGCUCCUGCUUCCACUUCAAUAACUGAUAAUCUGCUAAACACAUCUGCGCAGACUACACAAUGCCGAAAAGGUGCUGUCGACCCGCAUCAGUCUGCUACGAGCCAUGCGCAAGAUGGAGGAGGCCAACUCUGUCGGUGACGAGUUUCGCAGCAACUUGUGGCGCGAGGUCACGCAGGCGGAGCGAGCUUGUUUGCUCAAACUGAGUGCCGUGUCUAGAACUAGCGGGCAUUUACAAGCAUCGCUCAACGCCGUGACUGUAGCUUCAAGGCUUGUCGAAUCGAAACGGAAAACCGAGACCGUUGAUCAAGAGCUCGCCAUGGUGCUCUGGGCCCUGGGCGAACACAGUACCGCCAUCUCACUGCUCGAGUCGGUCAGCAACCAUCGCCCGGCAAAGGUAGCGAUCAUCCGUGCCACGCUAGUAAGCAAUCAAUUGACAUUCUCUUCCGCCGCGCGCUAACACGGACAACUGCGAUUUCUUGAUUUCAGGCCCGAUGGACGAUGGAAGCUCGUCUCAAGAGCUCAAGAGAGAUCCUCGAUGAUUUAUUUAAGCCCGCUAUCAACCUCCUCGACGAGUCGUACCUGGUAACCGAGAAAGCUCAGGUUUACCACGCCUUCGCCAACUUUGCCGAUCGUCAAUAUCAAGAAAUGCUGCUUGCGACGAAGGAUCGACGUCACCGGUUUUCGUUGUUCGAGCAGAGCAAAAAUCACGAAUUUGAGCACAUUGAUCGGCAGCUCAACGGUGGUGGUGGCAGCAGCGGACCGAGCAGCGCAGUCCUCCGGAAUGCUCGCAAGACGGGAGAGCAAACACUGUCAGAGGACAAGCAUCAGCUCGAGGAGGAUCUUAAGGCCACUGCCGACAUGCACCGACUCGCGCUCGACAAUUACGCAAAGUCCUUGGCGGGAUCCGAUGAAUUUGACGACGGCGUUCUUCGGUUCUGCGCGCUCUGGCUCCCUUGCGACAAUGACGUCGAGCUUAAUCGAUUCAUCACCCCGCUUUUGAAGCUCAUUCCAUCGCACAAAUUCGUCUUCCUCGUUCACCAACUAUCGGCUCGGCUUGUUCACUCGACAACGGAGGUCUCGUCUUUCGGGUCCAACAUCUCGUCACUCGUGCUUCGACUUUGCAUCGAUCACCCAUUCCAUUGUCUCUAUGCCGUCAACACCUUGCGGGACUUGAGGGCGUCUCAGGCCCCCAUGGCUUCUGGACGUUCACGUCGUGGGUCAGCGGUCUCAAGUGAUCAAAGCUCCUUCUCAAGUCGGGCUCAGGCGGCUGAGGACGUGUUUGAUAAGGUCAGACGCUUGCCUCACACCAGGGCCAAGGCGGACGCGAUCGCAACAGUGUGCGAUGCCUAUCGCGAAUGGGCGGACUUUCCGUUGCGGGACAGCUCUACGUAUUGGGUCAACUCCGCAACGAGCGGGGGAAGGGUCAAACCGGGCCACUUGCCAAUCAGCAAAUCCUGUCGGAUCCUUACCAAGGUGGUCGAUCUCCCGAUCCCAGUGACCACGUUCCCACUCGCUGUGGAUCCUACUUGCAGAUACGAUCCGGGUACGUUUCCCACGAUUCAAAGGUAUUCGCCAACGUUCACGACUGCGGGAGGAAUCAACUUGCCCAAGAUCGUCAAAUGCAUUGGUUCGGAUGGGAAGGAGUUCACGCAGCUCCUCAAGGGCAAUGAUGAUAUUCGCCAAGACGCCGUCAUGGAGCAGGUGUUCGCUCUCUGCAAUAACAUCCUCAAACGUGACGAAGCCACCCGCCGGCGUAAGCUCCUCAUUAGGACGUACAAGGUCGUACCGCUUCAGAACGCGACGGGCUUGAUCGAAUUUGUGGCCAACACCGAGCUACUGAAGACCAAGCUUGAACAGUACUAUGAUCGGUGAAUUCCUUGUUGAACCAGCUCCGAAAUGAAAAGUUCUACUAAUGCACUUCACUCAUGGAGCAGAUUGCGUCAAAAACGCGACCCAGGCAUGAUUACCCCUCGCGAAGGGAGUAAUGAACUGGCGACGGUGCGGGGCAAGGCCUACAUGCGAUGCGCUGCUCCUCCAGAGAUCAACGACCAGCUCGCCGCCAAAUUCCGCGAAGUCCUGCCCCGCAUUCCACCCAUGAUGCGUCACGUCUUUCUUGAGCACCACAAGGUACCGUCGCUAUGGUUCGAGUACCGACUCAACUACUCGCGCAGUGUCGCCACCACCUCGAUCAUAGGCUACAUUGUCGGUCUUGGGGAUCGGCAUUGCUCGAAUUUGCUCAUGGACAAAGUCCGUGGCGAGAUUGUCACCAUCGACCUCGGCAUCGCAUUCGACCAGGUGAGCCUGAACCCUUGCGAUCCAGCCGUAAGAAAGGAUCUGACCCCUCUAUGCCACGUCCGCAUCAGGGCAAACGACUUCCGAUCCCGGAAACGGUCCCCUUCCGAUUGACGCAGAACAUCGUCGAUGGUCUGGGGAUGAGUGGCGUGGAUGGCGUUUUCCGCCGCUGUUCUGAGGAGACGCUCCGAGUGCUGCGUUUGCAGUCGAACGUGCUCCUAACCGUCCUCGAGGUGUUGAAGCAUGAUCCGCUUCAAAGAUGGUUAGUGACCAACGCUUCGCUCCUGGACCUGUCGUGUUUGGCAACGUGCUGAUUUGCUUUCUGCCUCUUCGAACUCAGGGCCGUGUCAGCCGAAGUGGCCAAGCAUAUCCAGCAAUCCGACGAAAUCGACGGUGCUCUACUCGAAAGCCUACCCGACGAUGCCGAUCGAGCCUUAGCUGUGGUCGCGCAAAAACUUGAUGAUCGUCUGAGUGUGGCCUAUACUGUCAACGAGCUCAUCCAGGAGGCGACGGACCCGGCCAACUUGUCGAGGAUUUUCCAGGGGUGGCAACCCUUUUUGUAA